This is a messenger RNA of Phoenix dactylifera (date palm), 2163 nucleotides long. Its product is annotated as IQ domain-containing protein IQM1-like. Lineage: Eukaryota; Viridiplantae; Streptophyta; Magnoliopsida; Arecales; Arecaceae. The record is from RefSeq and is a predicted model, not a curated record.
AUAGAGACAAGCAGGGCUGGCCAACUCAUUGGGUUGUGGUUUGGGCUUUGUGUGAAAAUUUCUGAGCUUCUCUUCAUCAAAGCUGUGGGAUUCCUCUUCUCACCUUUGAGGAUAAUCCUUCUGUUAAAACUUCAUAACCAAGAGCUGAUAUUGUUCAUCAAAAAAUAAAAAGAGCCUUGCUUUCAUUGGCUUGGUUUGAAGUCUUAAAAAACAAAAUCGUUGGACUGACAGAAGGAGAAGCUGCCUCCGUGAGCUCCAUUAGGUUGGGUGAGAAAGAUAUCAUGAUGACCGUGAGAUCUCUAAGUUUGAAGAGAAGUCAUUCAGCAACCAAAAUGGAAUCUAAUCCGUCUGCUCAUGGUGUCCUUGCGAAGUCAUUUAGCUUCAAAAACUGGAAACGAGAAAACACCAAGCUUGGACCUACUGUUCCAUCUAAGAAUCAAGCCAUGGAUGAUGUCAAAGCAGUGCCGACAUCCUUGAAGAGCCCGGUGAAGGGUGCAGUGCCUGAUGUGAAGUCUCCAGGGGGUCUUCCUGGAUUUUCUUCACCGAGGCCUCGGUGCGAGCUUGAUGCAGCGGCCACCAAGCUGCAGAAGGUCUACAAGAGUUAUCGGACUCGGAGAAAUCUGGCAGAUUGUGCCGUCGUGGUUGAGGAAUUCUGGUGGAAAGCAUUGGAUUUUGCAUCUCUCAGUCGUAGCUCCGUAUCAUUUUUCAAUGUUGAGAAACCAGAAACAGCAGUUUCCCGUUGGUCAAGGGCACGAACCAGGGCAGCCAAGGUUGGUAAGGGCUUGUCCAAAGAUGAAAAGGCUCAAAAGCUAGCACUUCAACACUGGCUUGAAGCUAUUGACCCACGCCAUCGUUAUGGGCACAAUUUGCAUUUAUACUACGAUGUUUGGUUUGCCAGUGAGAGCACUGAACCAUUCUUCUACUGGUUGGAUGUUGGAGAUGGCAGAGAAGUAAACCUUGAGAAGUGCCAGAGAAGCAAGCUUCAUAGCCAGUGCAUCAAAUAUCUUGGACCGAAUGAGAGGGAGUCAUAUGAAGUCAUUGUGGAGGAUGGGAAACUUGUCUACAAACAAACUGAAAUGCUUGUGAACACUACUGAAGGUUCUAAGUGGAUAUUUGUUCUUAGCACAUCAAGGACAUUAUAUGUGGGGCAGAAGAAAAAGGGCACAUUUCAACACUCAAGUUUUCUAGCUGGGGCUGCCACAACAGCUGCUGGAAGAUUGGUCGCUGAAGAGGGGGAUAUCAAGGCUAUAUGGCCAUAUAGUGGUCACUACCUCCCAACCGAAGAGAAUUUCGAGGAGUUCAUUAGCUUCCUGCAGGACAACAAUGUAGACCUCACCAAUGUGAAGAGAUGUUCUGUUGAUGACGAUGACUACUCCUCAUCAAAGAAGCAUGCCAAUGAGCCAGCAGCAGAAGUACCAAAGAUGCCCGAAGUCGUAGAGGCUGUGAUUGAGGCUAACAAAGUUGAAGAACUUGCAAAAGAGACUGCCAGGGCAGCUCCAUUCGAAUUGGGCAAACGGCUAUCAUGCAAAUGGACUUCACCUACUGGGGCUCGUAUUGGUUGUGUGAGGGACUACCCAGCUGAACUCCAACAUAAGGCUCUUGAACAAGUUAAUCUUUCACCCAGGGUUGUCACCUCCCCCCUUGGGAGCAAGGUUCCAAUCCCAUCUCCACGCCCAAGCCCCAACGUGAGGCUUUCACCUAGGCUUCAAUACAUGGGCAUCCCUACCCCCACUGUCUACCUUACUCUGCCCAAGCCCAAGAGGAUAUGAUUUGGUGGUAUUUCUCCUGCCAAUUCAGCUUCCUAUGCUGGUUCCAGUAGAGUUUUGCUCAAAAUCUUACAGCAACAAUUUUGAUCUUUGGCACCCAAGCCUCGUGCCAUUAACGAACUGUGCGCCGGAAGCUCGCAGAAGACGACCGCCAACCCAUCUGCAAUUUUUUCUUUUUUUUUUUCUCAGGUUUCUUUCUUGACCUUUUAGUCAGAGAUUUGUUUGGUUGAGCUGAACAAAAGUUCUUUAUUUUCCUUUAUUCCUUUAGUUUUGGACCCCACAAAUGCACGCCAAUCCACGGAGUGUAAAGUAUGACAUUCUUUUUUUUGUAGAUGUGGAGAUGGAUGCAAAGAUUAUUCUUUUGUUUAAGAUAAUGAAAUUCUUUUGUUCUUCCUUA